AUGGCUGGUUGUACACACCCUAAUGAACGUCUAUGGCUGGCCCGGAACACUGUAAUACCACCACCUGAGCUUCAGCGGCAGGUUUUCCCGUUCAUCAAAGAUCACUUCAAGGAGCUUGAAGGACGCGAGGAUUGGCUGCAAUGGCUCGAAAACGUGAUGAUGGACAGAAACGUGUAUCAUAAGCGGCAGUCGACCAAGCGAAUGGCAAUCUCGUUCUCCGAUAUUCUUAAAAUCAGGAUGCUGCUCCUUCUGGCCCACCUACGUAAAGUCGUCUUGCAGGAUGCUGUCGCACUUAUGAGCCUCCCCAAUGAGCCGUUCCUGUAUGGGGACCAUCGCAUCCUUCAGCACAGCGUCUUCAAAGGAUCCUUGUUUUUGGAGUUCAAGGGAACCUUGCUAAGGAGUAUGGAAACCGCAAGAUCUCCCAUGACGGACAGUCUUUCCGUCAAUACCCCAGCUCUCCAUAACGAAUUCAGCAGGAUGAACAACAGAAUGAGUCGAGCCGAAAGCGAACUUCGCCAUCUCUUUCAAGAAAGCAACAACCAGGCAGCCCAGCAAGUAAAGCGCCUCGAACACCUCCUUGUCAACCAGUUCAGCAGCUAUGUCACCCACAACAACAGCUCACCAACAGCACCAGUAACACCAGUAGCACCGGUAGCUCCAGCAGCCCCAGCAGCCCCAGCAGCUCCUAGACAGCAGUCCUUGAAGGAGAGACGGAUGGUGCUCGAAGAAGAAUUAGGGUCCCGGUAUGUACACUAUCCACCUAAUAGUGUGGAUCUCGUCGACGUUACAAUGCUGCCGUGCAAUGAACCACUUCAACGACAAUGGGAUGAAUGGUUCAGGGGCGUAGACGGGCGGCCAUCACUUUGGAUCUUGAAUAAGACGUUUAAAUCCAAAUGGCGCAAAGGGCAUGGUAACACGCUGGCGAAAACAUUCUCGUUCAAGAAGACAAUCGUGUACUCCAUCUUGGAUUUGAUACUGAACACCGAAGGGGCGACGUUGGAGGCAAGGGAGGAGUCAGCCUUGCAGGUCGUGGAGGAUCAACUGAGGGUCAUGACCUUGAACAGAUAUUACCUGAACGUCGCUAAGGGUAUGGGGCAGCUGGGGCAGCCAGGCCCGCAGCUGGAGGACGAGGAGGAGCAGGAGGAGAAUGCCUAG
This is a messenger RNA of Gamsiella multidivaricata, 1155 nucleotides long. RefSeq lists its product as uncharacterized. The transcript has 2 exons. NCBI's taxonomy places the organism in Eukaryota, Fungi, Mortierellomycota, Mortierellomycetes, Mortierellales, Mortierellaceae. The record is from RefSeq and is a predicted model, not a curated record. The coding region runs from base 1 to 1155 and encodes 384 amino acids. Gene Ontology annotation, molecular function: DNA binding.